Helobdella robusta is the source of this 1278-nucleotide messenger RNA. RefSeq lists its product as hypothetical. The record is from RefSeq and is a predicted model, not a curated record. Lineage: Eukaryota; Metazoa; Annelida; Clitellata; Rhynchobdellida; Glossiphoniidae. The transcript has 6 exons. Gene Ontology annotation, cellular component: microtubule; spindle. Gene Ontology annotation, biological process: establishment of mitotic spindle localization; mitotic cytokinesis. Bases 1 to 1278 code for a protein of 425 amino acids.
AUGGAUUCUAUAGACGAUUAUCAGAAGAAAAAGGAAGAAAGAAAAGUGCAGUUGUUUGGCAGUCCUAUUGCAACUUCAACAGUGAUGAAACAGAAGACAAACAGCCAUGCUAAGACGAGCAGCAUUUUCCCAAGCGCUAACAAAAUUGCAAAAAAGACUGAUCACUCUGCUAAGGUUGAAACUUCAGUCAAUUGCUCUACUGCCAAAAAUUCCACAAAGAAUGUUAGAAGAAGUUCUAAUAGAUUGAUGUCCCCUUUAGUUUUCAGAGCACAGGUCACAUCAACAAAAAAUAUGGAUCUUAAUUUUGCAAAAUCAACAUUAUCUAGUACAAAACUUACUUUUUCUAAACAAGCUACGAAAACAUCUACAAAAAAUAUUGACAAAACUAAAACAACAUGCUCUGAAUCAGCAGCUAGAAUGGCAAUUGUAAAUGAUGUAAAAUUUUCUGCUAAAAAAUUUCCAUCAACUGGUAACAAUACCACAUUAUCCUCUACAAAUGUACACCAACCUGCCAGAAAUAAAUUUGACUUGGCUGCCAGUCUAGAAAAGCCUUUAACCUGGGUUCCAUAUUCUGGCAAAGUUAAGCCACUGGCAACUCAUGAUGAAGAACCUGUGAAGUAUCUGAAAACGAAAGUUGUUGCUUCCCUGAGAGACAAGGAGUUGAAAGAAGUAAAAGUUAAAACGAGAUUGACUCCGGACAUGGAAAACAGUCCUAUUUUAGCCUGCAGUUGUGUAACACAGGACAGCAGACUUUUGUGGAAUCUUUUUCUGCAACCUCUACAAGAUUUUACUAAGGUCUGUUGUGUUGAGGUGAGUUGGUUGUUGGAGAGGUUUGGCACAUUUGGAGAUGUUGUUGAUGUUGUUUCAUUUGGAUUUGUGACUAUUGAGAUGGAUGCUACGGUCGGAAGUUAUGCAAGUGUCUGUUUCCUUUCAUUUUAUGAGGACGAUGGGUUUGCAUUAAGGUUUGGUGACAGGCAUGUUGAUUGGGAAAGUAUUGGGACAAGUUGUGAUGGUACAAAGGGCGGCUUUCUGUACAGUUUGAUUGGGUUUUGCAGUGCAAAAGAAGAUGUUGUGAUUAAUGUGUGGAUGAGUUUGCUUUGGUGGCCAACAUUCCCGCACCUCAUUGUGAUGAAUAUGGUAGAAGUAAAAAAAUUCAUUUUCAAAUUGUUGGCUCCGGAGUUGAAGGAAGUGAAAGAUUUCAUUUUAUUCUAUUUUACUUCAAUCGGGCUGACCGGCGUGUUGAAACAAAACAAUCUCAAAAGAAUCGACGUUUCCUAG